AUGGACAGAGCCUGUGAGUCAGGGAGAACGUUCGUCUCGCUGGUGGACGCAAAUCUGUGGAAGCAAGUGGAGCAGCAGAGUGGCGGCAUGCUGUGGCCGCGGUUGGGAGCUGCACUUCCUCCUGGCGUUCGAGCAAUCCUGCAGGAGACGGUCUCUCUCUUAAGUAUGAGAGAUGAUGGAGGAAGGACGAUCUUACUAUCCUCUGUUGAGUUCGAACUGAACGCUCUCUGUCAAACAGUCAAAGGAGACAAGAAUUGUGUGAAAUAUCUGCUUAAGGCGGGUGCAAACAUACAGAGAGUUGAGGGAGAAAUUUCGUUGUCUGAGUUAGCAGCACGAUGUGACGACGAACAACUAGUCAAACUCGUAUCUCUCGCAGAAACAAGUCUGCCUGACCUCCGAUCCCCUUCUCCUGGACUCUUGGCGUAUCUUCGAUGCCAGGCAUCUUUCGCUAUCGAUCGAGUCAUCACGCCGAAAGCCUACGCUCUUGUACUUGUCUUUGCGCCGUUGCGUCCUGGAGCAGCAGCGGAGAAUCGUUGA
Molecule: messenger RNA, 537 nt
Organism: Guillardia theta CCMP2712
Lineage: Eukaryota; Cryptophyceae; Pyrenomonadales; Geminigeraceae
Exons: 7
Coding region: 1-537 (178 amino acids)
Source: RefSeq, a predicted model, not a curated record